AUGGCUGUGAAUAUCCCAGGUGUGGUAGCGAUGGUGUUUUUCUACCUGCUGGUCCUUGGCACCGGCAUCUGGGCUUCUUUCAAGUCCAAAAGGGUGCAGAAGAAAAAUGCAGCCACUGGAAUGGAGAUGGCCCUGCUGGGAAAUCGGGGCAUCAACUUUGUGGUUGGGAUCUUCACAAUGACGGCUACGUGGGUUGGAGGAGGCUUCAUCGUUGGCAUAACUGAAAUGAUGUACACACCGUCUAUGGGACUGACCUGGGCACUGAUUUUGUUGUCAGCCUACAGUACAUCUUUCAUUCUUGGUGGCCUGAUGUUUGCCAAACCAAUGAGAGACAGAAAAUAUAUGACGAUGCUUGACCCUUUCCAGAUCAAAUACGGAAAAGGACUAACAGCUGUCCUGUGUCUGGUUUCAUUUCUCACUGAUGUGACCUCGGUGACCUCAACACUAGUUGGUCUAGGAGCAACCAUGAGUGUGAUCUUGAAUUUGUCCUACACUGUGAGCAUCUGGAUCUCUGCUGCUGUUGCCAUCACCUACACACUGUUGGGAGGUCUCUACUCUGUGGCCUACACAGAUGUUAUACAGCUUGUCCUCAUACUAGUUGGCUUGUUCAUCUGUGUUCCCUUUGUCAUGAUGAAUCCUUCCUCAUUGAGCAUCAGUGAGACUCUGAUGAACAAUACCUUACAUGCUCCCUGGAUUGGUUCACUGCAGCUGGAAAGUACCUGGAUAAUAAUUGAUGACUUCAUAUUUUGGGCUCUGGGCUCUCUGGGAUAUCAGUGUGUCCACCAGAGAAUCUUGUCAUCUUCUUCCUCAGCCACAGCCAAGCUUGCAUGCAUCGUUGCAGCUUUCCUGAUUGCUCUGCUUGGGGUGCCUCCUAUUCUGAUUGGGGCUGUCGCCUCAUCCACAGACUGGAACCUGACCUCCUAUGGUUCUCCAUCUCCAUAUGAACGUGGGGAAGCAGCUCUCAUCCUGCCCAUCGCCCUGCAGCACCUUACGCCACAGUUUGUCGCCAUCAUUGGUAUCGGAUGUGUGGCGGCCGCCGCAAUGUCAUCAACUGACUCACCUUUGCUUUCUGCAGCUUCUGUUUUCACCUCCAACAUAUACAAGGACAUCUUGAGACCUCAGGCAUCUGAAACAGAGAUUCUGUGGUUGGUCCGUGGUGCUGUGGUUGUUGUGGGUCUGGUUGCUACAUCACUGACCAGUCUGAAUAACAGCGUAAUCAUUUUCUGGAGGCUUGGUGCUGAAGGGGCCUACAUCAUAUUCUUCCCUCAACUCGUCUGUGUCCUCUUCUUUAACAUCUCCAACGGUUACGGAGCUAUUCUAGGUGGUCUGGCAGGAUUGGGGUUAAGACUGCUAGUUGGAGACCCAACACUUGGACUGCCAGUUGUCCUACAUUUCCCAGGAUGCACUCUUGAGGACGGUGUGUAUGUACAGUACUCUCCAGUUAAGAUCAUCUCCAUGGCAUCUGCCAUUGGGUUCAUCUUGUUGUUCUCCUACCUGGCGUCUGUGCUCUUCAACAAAAACCUGCUUCCUGAGAAGCUGGAUGUGUUCAAAGUGAAAGUCCAGCACUCACCUGAACCAACGACACCUGCAGGUGAUGCCCCAGAACACAAUGAUAAUGAGACACCAGCAUCAGAGCCAAUGAUUAGCACAAACUGUUAGCAUUCCUGUGUAGCCUGUAAUGUUUACUUUUGUUUUCAUUUAGGUGUCUUUGACUUUUCUAUGGGAAAAUGUUAUUGGGCUUAUAGGGGAGUAUUUUUGUUGAGGUACCGCAGUACCUGGCCAGAGGGGCACAUUGGCAGUAUGGUUUCAUGACUAUUCAAAG
Molecule: messenger RNA, 1822 nt
Organism: Acanthochromis polyacanthus (spiny chromis)
Lineage: Eukaryota; Metazoa; Chordata; Actinopteri; Pomacentridae
Product: high-affinity choline transporter 1-like
Exons: 8
Coding region: 1-1659 (552 amino acids)
Biological process (GO): choline transport; transmembrane transport; acetylcholine biosynthetic process
Cellular component (GO): plasma membrane
Molecular function (GO): choline:sodium symporter activity
Source: RefSeq, a predicted model, not a curated record